AUGCAAAAAUAUGAAUCAGCUAAGAAACUUGCCAGCUUCUUAGUAGAAAAAGAUAAUACAUCAUGCAAGAAUGCUUAUCCUUUAGAAGCUCCGCUGAGUGAGACUCGAAACAAUGGAGGGCAAUCAAUAUCAUCAUCAUCAUCACAAGAUUCCAAUAUUACUGUAGAGAAUGAUGGGGAGAAAAGCAAUACAGAAACACCAUUAUUUUUGGCAAUUAAAGCUGGCUGCGUGGAUAUUGUUGAGUUGAUACUCAAAGUGUACCCUCAGGCAGUUGAGGGUGUUGAUGGCAAUGGGUCUACCAUUUUACAUAUAGCGAUCAAGCACCGCCAACUAUGGGUCUUUGAUGUGUUGCACCACGUGGGAAUUCCAUGGAGGAGGCUUGUUGUGCAGAGAGACAAAGAUUUGAAUAACAUUCUACAUAUGGUUGGAGAAGACUCUAUAUUCAAAAUAAUACAGGGAAACCCCAUGGUCCAAUUGCAUGAAGAUUUGAUAUUGUUUAAGAUGCAGCGUGUAAACGAACUUUGCUCAUCAUGUUCCGUGGAUUUAAGUUUGUGUCGCAACCGUGAAGGGAAGACUGCUAAAGAAGCAUUUGUUAAGAAUAAGGAAGAUCUUCGCAAGAAAUCUAUAGAAUGGGUGCAAUUCUUAAUAGAAAGCAGCUCAUGGCUUAGUGUGUUUGUCGCCACUGUUGCCUUCGCCGUGGUCCUCACACUUCCAGGAGGUUUAAAUCAAGAAACAGGUUUCCCCAUUCUUCUCAACCAUCCAUUCUUUCACGUUUUCAUCAUCGCUAUUGUUUGUCUCAAUCUACACAUCACCAUUUCGCUUUGA
Cornus florida is the source of this 825-nucleotide messenger RNA. Its product is annotated as ankyrin repeat-containing protein ITN1-like. NCBI's taxonomy places the organism in Eukaryota, Viridiplantae, Streptophyta, Magnoliopsida, Cornales, Cornaceae. Gene Ontology annotation, molecular function: protein binding. The coding region runs from base 1 to 825 and encodes 274 amino acids. The transcript is spliced from 2 exons. The record is from RefSeq and is a predicted model, not a curated record.